This is a messenger RNA of Sarcophilus harrisii (Tasmanian devil), 1703 nucleotides long. It is a transcript of the gene CNPY1, whose product is annotated as canopy FGF signaling regulator 1. NCBI's taxonomy places the organism in Eukaryota, Metazoa, Chordata, Mammalia, Dasyuromorphia, Dasyuridae. Gene Ontology annotation, cellular component: endoplasmic reticulum. The coding region runs from base 454 to 735 and encodes 93 amino acids. The transcript has 4 exons. The record is from RefSeq and is a predicted model, not a curated record.
UGUCAUGAAAACUUCCUACUUUGAUCAGCAGAGGGUGGAGAGAGAGAGAGAAAAAAAAAUCUUCUAAAGGCCGAAGGAUGCUGCACUGUUGUUUACUGUGCACUUGGCUUCAGUUCACGCCCCCUUCCGGAAGGAGCAACAGGGACCAGAGCAUCGUGCACCUUGACCUGUCUAGACUGCAGAGAAGUUUUUUUGUCCCGGUUACCAAGGGCGAGGGGUGCUCUUUGACCCUUGGAGCACUAGCUGUUGAGACCCUCACUAAGUAUGUAGGUAGUGUCUAAAUGUUUCUGCUGAAUUCUUGCUGAAUUCUGAAGGGAAAGGAACGGACAAAGACAUGGACCAGCUGUUCUAAAAUAAAGCUGAAAUAGUAGAACCUUGGAGAAGUUAAAUUGCAUUCCUUUAGCUCAGUCAGAGGCAUUCUUAACAGAAGUUUUGGAGACCGUAUGUGAGAGAAUGAAUGACUACAAACUUGAAGAUGAUUCUAACGACAGGCCAAAGACAUUCAAGCGAUUUGCUCCGAGGAAAGGAGACAAAAUGUACAAAGAAUUUAAACGAUUCUAUUUUUACUCCGAUGCUUACUGGCCUUUGAGAUUUGCGUGUGAAAUGAUAAUAGAAGAAUAUGAAGAUGAAAUAUUCUCACUUAUCGCCCAGGAGGCAGACCAUCUAGCUGACAAGUUGUGCACUGAAAAAUCAGAUCUUUGUGAUGCUCCUUCUACUAGUCACACUGAGCUUUAAGAUGACCAAGCUACUAGUUAUAAAGAGAAGUAAGGUGACAAUCUCUCCCCUCCCCCAAAAGAUCAAUGCUUAUGUUCUCUGGCGCUUCCUGCCUUUCAUCACCAUAAUCAGUACUCAUGCCUCUGCUUUAAGUGUGUGUGCUAAGUUCUUUGGUGGUUAAAACUGAGCAAAAUUUUAAAAAGUGAAAAAACAUAAUGACGAACUUGUUCCUCUGAAUAGUUUCUUCAGGUAAAAUUAUAGAGUCCAUCCAUGUCUGUUCCAUUGCUUUAAUAACGUAAGACUUAAAUGAGACUUAACGUGAGAGACAAUGUGAUAAAUGCAAUUUUCUUGAAGGGUUAUGGAAGGAGGAUUUCCUAUAAACAUGAAUAAGAAUUUAAUAAGGUUUAACAAAUUAUGUACUACAAUAGAUGUGUUUUGGUUAGAGAACUUUACUCAAAUAGCUGAUUAGAAAUAUGAAGUCAAGCAAUAAUUACUGGCAAGUGGUUCUUAACCUUUCUAGCUCAAGGUUAAUAUUGUCCACCCAGAUUUUCACAAGGGAUAGAUUUCAAUAACAUAAUUACCUUAAGAUUAUCAUUUUCCUUUAAAAGGGUAGAACAAAUAUGAAGUUAAUCAUUUUUGUUUAGAAUCAUAAUGAGGUUUGAUCUUUACUGUAAGUUUUAAAAUACCAAAAUCUAAAUUCAAAUGAUAUAAAAAUUUAUUUCUUGCUUAUUAUACAAUAUACUCUUAAAAGAUCCCAUCAACAAAGAUGCUUUGUUUUGCUGAUGAAUAUCUUGCUUAAGUAAAAUUGUGGUUACUAGCAUAUAGUGAAAAUUAUUUCUGAAACUAAUUGUCUAGUAGUUAUCAUUAUCAUCAUCAUCAUCAUUGGAAAGGGAGAGACAAGGCUUUGUUAGACUGAAAGAUACAACUUGGUACCAACAUAUUUAGCACAAUGCCUUCAAUUAAUCCAACAAAUAUUUAUUAUUCUUUGC